AUGGCUGAAACUUCCAACGACCCCUUUCUGUCCUACGUUUUGAGUAGCAAACAAUUAACUAAUUUGAAUCGUCUACGAAGGAAAGCAGUUACAAAACAACUGGGAUCAAGUGACGACAAUAAGGUCUCAGAGGAGUUUUUGAGGUAUCAACAUACUUAUCAAAGAGAAGCAUUUGAAUAUCUGCAAACAAAACAUGACGCCCACAAAAUAAUGGAGUCACAGUACGAACAGUACCAAAGCAGUUCAAAAACAAGAAGAUAUAGUAUCGAUUUAGAUUCUGUAGAUGCAGUUGACACGGAAUCGCAAACAGAAUACCCAAAUGAGGAGUUUAUUGAUAGAAACGAAGAUAGCGAAGCUGUUAUGGAGUUGAGAAAGAGAUUGUUGGGGAAGGGACAGAAUAAGGGUUUAGGAUAUGAAACUACGAAAUCAGUCGAUAGGCAAAUUGAGGACCAGGACACGUUGCAACAGGAUUUGAUUCAGGAUAUGAGCAAACUUGUGGGCAGUUUGAAGCAAGGAGCUGUGGCAUUUCAAUCAGCACUUGAUGAAGAUAAGCAAGUUCUUGGAGCUGCAGAGAUAGGUAUUCAAGUUGCUUCUCAAGGUUUAAUGGAUGUUAGCGGUAAAUUAAGGAAAUAUGACAAGAGUAAAUUGAGUUACUUGUUUUAUAUUACUGUUUUCAUUUUUAUGAUUCUCGGACUGGUGUUUACAUUUAUCAUAAUUCAAUUAUUCCCGGCCCUAUAA
Messenger RNA from Saccharomyces cerevisiae S288C, 738 nucleotides. RefSeq names its product SNAP receptor USE1 (gene USE1). Lineage: Eukaryota; Fungi; Ascomycota; Saccharomycetes; Saccharomycetales; Saccharomycetaceae. The transcript has a single exon. Gene Ontology annotation, cellular component: endoplasmic reticulum membrane. The record is from RefSeq and is marked reviewed. Bases 1 to 738 code for a protein of 245 amino acids.